Molecule: messenger RNA, 4292 nt
Organism: Ipomoea triloba (trilobed morning glory)
Lineage: Eukaryota; Viridiplantae; Streptophyta; Magnoliopsida; Solanales; Convolvulaceae
Product: myb-binding protein 1A-like protein
Exons: 8
Coding region: 101-3934 (1277 amino acids)
Biological process (GO): regulation of DNA-templated transcription
Cellular component (GO): nucleolus
Molecular function (GO): transcription factor binding; DNA binding
Source: RefSeq, a predicted model, not a curated record
UUUUGUCUUCCCUUCACUCCCUCACAGGCACCACACCAGUACGAAACGAUCUCAACCUAUCUUCCCUCUUCUUUCUCAGCUUCUCUUUUGGUUCGGAUAGAUGGGGAAGAAAAGAGUUGCAGAGUCCGGAGACGAAUUGGACAAUCCAACCCUGGAGAAUGUUAAUUCCGAGCCGUCGACAAAUAAAAUGAAGAAGAAGAAGAGGAAAGAAGCUGAACCAGAAGAGCAGAGUAAUGCUCCAUCAACCUCAAAGAAGAGUUCUUCUACCAAUCCAAUGGAGGUAAAAAAGGAGAAGAGAAAACGGGACAAAGAGAGGCACCACGAAGAAUCCGACAACGCGGAGCCUAAGCCGAAACAGAUGGCUUUCGAAUUCAAAGAUGACGAGAAGACUGCGGAGGAUACUUCUCCCAGUAGUAGCGGCGCGGCUUUGCCUGAGUUUCACAUUGGCGUGUUUAAGCAACUUGCCGCUGCUGAUUCUUCUGCCAGGGAAGCUGCAGCUCAGAUGCUGGUUACGGAGUUGCGGCAAGUGCAGAAGGCGUAUGAUGAGCUCGAGAAUAAGGAAAGUAUUGAUGGUGAGUUGAAAUUGGAAGCUGAUAAGGGUGAUGGGUUGAAUAAAUGUGCGCCGUCAUUGAGAUAUGCUGUUCGGAGGCUCAUUCGUGGAGUCUCUUCAUCAAGAGAGUGCGCAAGACAAGGUUUUGCAUUAGGCUUGAGUAUUUUAGUCAGUGCAGUUCCUAGCAUCAAAAUGGACUCUCUGUUGAAGUUAAUUAUUGAUUUGGUUGAGGUUACUUCUUCAAUGAAGGGCCAGGAAGUAAGGGACUCCCUGUUAGGACGCUUGUUUGCUUAUGGAGCUAUUGCAAGAUCAGGAAGACUAACCGAGGAGUGGAUUAAAGAUAAAGAUACUCCGUAUAUCAAAGAUUUUAUUGGUUCUUUAGUCUCGCUAGCAAAUAAGAAGCGGUAUUUACAAGAACCUGCUGUCUCAAUUAUUUGGGAAUUGGUUGAGAAGUUACCUGUUGAAGCAUUGUCAAAUCAUGUGUUUGAAGCUCCUGGACUUCUGGAGUGGUUUGAAUGUGCAACUGAAGUAGGAAAUCCUGAUGCAUUGCUUUUGGCUCUCAAAAUGCAAGAGAAAGCUGGAGUUGAUAAAACAUUUGGAAAGCUUCUCCCUUCUCCAUAUAGCUUGAGUAGCCUGUUUUCUGCUGAUUAUCUGUCUUCUAUUGCCACUUGCUUAAAGGAAUCUACCUUCUGUCAGCCUCGAAUUCAUAGUGUAUGGCCUGCCUUGGUAAAUAUCCUUUUACCUGAUACUGUUUUGCAAGAUGUUGAUCCAGCACCAGUUUUAAAUUCCACAAAGAAACACAAAAAAAGUCGCAAGGGAGAAGAGGAUGUUGAGAAGAACCUUAGAAACUUUUGUGAAGUCAUUCUUGAAGGAUCACUUCUCUCGUCAUCCCAUGACCGCAAAAGUUUGGCAUUUGAUGUCAUGCUAUUGCUCCUACCAAAGCUGCCGGCGAAUUAUGCCAGCAUUGUUCUGUCUCACAAACUUGUCCAGUGCUUGAUGGAUGUUCUUUCAACUAGAGAUUCUUGGCUUUUUAAAGUUGCAGAACAUUUUAUGAAAGAAUUAUCUGAAUGGGCAAAACAUGAUGAUGAGAGAAGAGUGACUGUUAUUGAGGCUUUGCAAAAACACAGCAAUGGGAAAUUUGAUACUAUCACCAGGACCAAAACAGUAAAGAAUUUCAUGGUGGAGUUUAAGAAUGAAUCUGGCUGCAUGUGCUUAUUCCGGAGCUUGACAAGCAUGUUUCUGGAUGAAGGGCAUGCUUCAGAAGAACCUUCAGAUCAGAGCCAAACAACUGAUGACAAUUCAGAAAUAGGUUCAGUAGAGGAUAAGGAUUCUAAUGGGGCAUUAGGAUUCUCUGAUCUUUUGAAAAGUUGGGUUAUAGAGUCUCUUCCGGGUGUUCUAAAGCAUUCAGAAUUAGACCAAAAUGCAAGGUUCAAGUUGCAAAAGGAAAUUUUGAAGUUUUUGGCUGUUCAAGGUCUCUUUUCUUCCACUCUGGGGUCUGAAGUUACAUCUUUUGAAUUGCAAGAAAAGUUUAAGUGGCCAAAGUCAGCCAUCUCAAGUGCUUUAUGUAGGAUGUGCAUUGAGCAACUACAGUCAUUGCUGGCAAGUGCUCAAAAGGUAGAGGGAUCUCAUGCUCUGACAAGUGGUGCUGAAGCAAAUGAUUUGGGAUCUUACUUCAUGCAUUUUGUAAACACAUUACGAAGUAUUCCUUCGGUUUCACUAUAUAGGUCCUUGAAUGAUGAUGAUGAACAAGCAUUCAAAGAAUUGCAGUCUAUGGAAGCUCUACUCUUAAGAGAGGAGAGACAUUCUGUUUCAAGUAUGGAUUUGAACAAGUGUCAUGCCAUGAGGUACUUGCUCAUCCAACUGUUGCUUCAAAUCCUACUACGACCUGGGGAGUUCUCUGAAGCUGCCUCUGAGCUUGUUAUAUGCUGUAAGAAAACUUUUGGCUCCUCUGACCUUCUUGGCUCCUCUGGAGAGGAUGAAUCAAAUGAAAAUGGUGCACCUGAACUAAUGGAUGUGCUUGUGGAUACCAUGCUUUCGCUUCUGCCACAGUCAUCGGCUCCCUUGAGGACUGCCAUUGAGCAGACUUUCAAGUAUUUCUGUAAUGAUAUCACGGAUGAUGGAUUAGUUCGCAUGUUGCGGGUCAUUAAGAAAGAUCUUAAACCAGCUAGACAUCAAGAUACAGAUACUGAAGAUGAUGACGAUAAUGAUCUUCUUGACAUUGAAGAUGAAGACGAGGAACCUGAUGAGGAUGAAAUCAAUGAAACAGCUGAAAGUGAUGAGCAGACUGAUGGCUCUGAGGCAGUGGUUGGAGCAGAGAUUGCAAGCACAGAACUUCCGGAUGCUUCUGAUGAUUCUGAAUCUGAUGAGGGAAUGGAUGAUGAUGCUAUGUUCCGGAUGGAUUCAUACCUUGCACGUAUUUUCAAGGAAAAGAAGAACCAAGCUGGUGGUGAAACUGCUCAGUCCCAGCUUGUUCUCUUCAAACUUCGUGUUCUCUCCUUAUUGGAGAUUUACCUACACGAAAAUCCAGGCGAGCCACUAGUGCUGAAAGUCUUUCAGAAUUUGGCCCAGGCGUUUAUAAAUCCCAAUGCCACCGAAGGUAGUGAGCAGCUUGGUCAACGUAUUUGGGGGAUACUACAAAAGAAGAUAUUUAAAGCAAAGGAUUACCCGAGAGGGGAAGCUCUGCAGCUUCCUUUACUCGAAUCUAUUUUAGAAAAGUUCUUGAAAUUGGCAGCUAGACCAUUCAAGAAGAAGAAAUCUGCUGCCAAUCUUUCAAAGAAGAAGCAGUCUGUAUCCUUGAACCGAUACAAAAUGAUCAAUUCACUCGCACAAAAUUCUACAUUUUGGAUUCUGAAGAUAGUUGAUGGUAGAAACUUUCCAGAGAAUGAACUUGAGAGAACUUUGGAUAUUUUCAAGAGCGUUUUGGCAGCCUAUUUCGAUAGUAAAAAAUCUCAAAUGAAGUCCGACUUUGUGAAGGAAAUUUUCAAAAGAAGACCAUGGGUUGGUCAUCACCUCUUUGAAUUCCUCUUAGAGAAAUGUAGCAAUGCAAAGUUGCAGUUCCGGCAAGUCGAAGGUCUUGAUCUAAUCCUCGAGACAUUAAAGUCACUGGUGCCUGCAAACGCUGAUCAAAGCAACCAGGAAGCAUCAAAGAAAAUGUUGAAAGGCAAGCUCCGCAAGCUCUCUCAUCUAAUUCAGGUUCUCGUGACAAACAUGCCAGACAAGCAGUCCAGAAGAGCAGACGUGCGGAAAUUCUGCAGCAAGGUAUUUGGCAUUUUAUCAAGCCUUAACCUGACAGCGCCAUUCCUCAAAGCUUUGGAACCCGAUGGUCACACUGCUUGUGAAUCUCAACUUGGCGAUACAUUUCUUGCUUUGAAGAAGCAGCAGUAGGGGAAUUAGCAUACCAUCAUACCAUCCAUAUUCAUUGGUGAUACAGAACAUACUGAGAUCUACAGACAUCUCUCUUGGUAAUUAUAUGCUAGGAGGCUAUAAUUAGUCCUUUUUAGAAUUGUUUACAGGUGGCUUCAGGAUUUCCUUCCUGCUGUUUUCAAUGAAGAUUGUCACACUAGAAUAGUUUUGGUUGCUACUGGUUUACCACAAAAACAGUGGCACCAAUCAGAUUUUGAGCUGCUAAAAUGUUUGUACUUCACACACCCUAUGUUAACUGUUGAUUGGUUUCUCCUUGCAUUUUAUUGAUGAACAAUCUGCUCUAUUUAGUACCAAAUUUAAAGAAAUUUAUUUAUUUUGA